Molecule: messenger RNA, 4160 nt
Organism: Protopterus annectens (West African lungfish)
Lineage: Eukaryota; Metazoa; Chordata; Ceratodontiformes; Protopteridae
Gene: FGFR4
Product: fibroblast growth factor receptor 4
Exons: 21
Coding region: 805-3666 (953 amino acids)
Biological process (GO): positive regulation of kinase activity; regulation of bile acid biosynthetic process; fibroblast growth factor receptor signaling pathway
Cellular component (GO): signaling receptor complex; membrane
Molecular function (GO): fibroblast growth factor receptor activity; ATP binding; fibroblast growth factor binding
Source: RefSeq, a predicted model, not a curated record
UUACCCAAUCCCUGCAGGGCACACUACUGGGUAUGAAGGGCUGAGCCUUUAAGCUGCAGUUGGAGUGGGAGGAGAGAGAGCUGAAUAAGCAGUGAGUGUGCUAAAAGCAAAGUAAGACAAUUGGGGACACAUUGUUAUGAGCUAGUUAGUUAAGGGGAAAGACGUGGUGCGUGCAGCUGUAAGGUUUUCGUGGGUCGUUGUUAGAACGAGUGCAGCCCGAGCUUCUGGUGGUCUGGAGAACUGUCUGUCACGGGCUGAAAGCAGAUGACCUUCGGAAAGCCGGAGCGUUCGCAAGGACUUAGUUGCAUGAUCGUGGAAAGGGCGUUUAUUUAAUGUUUCCUAGAUUUUGUGAUAUUAUAAAGGAUUCAGACUUUCUCAUCCCUAGAGGCAAGCAAGAGAACAUUUUGUUAUCAUCGCUUGGUAGCUGGAGACUUAAUUUUUGUGCCUGGAGGGGGUGCUGGUUGCUCUCUUAACGAGAAAGCCUCUGGGAAAGGAAACAAAAAAUAGAUAUAGGAUUCCAAAACAGACUAGUCGCUCAUGUGACAGACCUUUUACUUGUAGACUUGCAGCUUACUUGCCUUAUCUUUCAGGGCAAAAGAUCAGUGGAAGACAUCACAGUCCUUAGGUCCUUUCUCACGGUCAUCGGUCAUAACUGCAAAUCCCCCUGAAAUAUUACUUGCUCUAUAGCUCGGAGUGGGAAUACCUUGUUUUCCAGAGGUGUGCUGCCUUUACAUUUACAGGACUGGUCCACUUUGGAAUUGGUGACAAACUAGACACAGGCGUUACUUGCACACUACAAGGAACAUGGAGUCCCCUACAUACUGCUACACCCUUGCUUUCAUUUUUAGCCUUGCAGCCAUCUCGCCAUCCAUCUCGAUGCCUGUUGGGGCAGUGACUCCAGAAGAUGCUUUUGAGGACUGGAUGGAAGAUUUGCCAGGGCAUUACUUGUUGGAUCCCGGUGAUGGGCUGAAGCUGGUGUGCGACACAAAUCAAAGUGUGACUAUCAACUGGUACAAAGAGGCAGAGCCACUGACAACUGGAGGCCAUGUUCAGAUCCAGCAUAACACUUUGGAAAUUUCCAUUGUGAACAUUGAAGAUUCUGGCCUAUAUCUCUGUGUGGUACAUGGUACUGGCAAAAUCCUACGGAACUUUACAGUCAUCGUUGCUGAUUAUUUGGCAUCUGGUGACGAUGAUGAAGAUAAUGGGACAGACGACACAGCCAGAGACUCUGCAGAGGAUUCUACUUAUUUCAAGAAUGAACGGCCCCUCUACAAGCCAGGUCUCAAACCUGGGCUACCUGCCAACACAACAGCUGUGCUGGGUGGAGAUGUUGAGUUUUACUGCAAAGUGUACACUGAUGUGCCAGCUCGGAUCCAGUGGCUAAAACGCAUUGAGGUCAACAGCAAUCGGUCAGGAGCCGAAAGACACCCCCGCAUCAAGGUCUUCAAGGCAGUAGAUAUAAACAGCUCCAGACUGGAAGUGCUACACAUUAGCAAUAUCUCAUUUAAAGAUGCUGGUAAAUACACGUGCAUUGUGGGUAACGCGAAUGGCUUCUCCUACCAGUCUGCCUGGCUUAGAGUCAUUUCAGACUCCCUGACCAGAGGGACUGAUGAUGAAGACAGUGGCAGGGAGGAAACUACUGGAGAAUCUUUAGAUGAUCCCCUUUAUUUCAAGAAAGCUCCAUAUUGGACUCACCCCCAGAGAAUGGAGAAAAAUCUUUAUGCAGUACCAGCAGGAAACACUGUGAAGUUCCGCUGUCCAGCUAGUGGCCAUCCCCUUCCUUCUAUCUAUUGGCUAAAAAAUGGUCGGGAGUUUCGUGGUGAGCACCGCAUUGGUGGAAUCAAGCUAAGGCACCAGCAUUGGAGCCUCGUCAUGGAAAGUGUGGUUCCUUCUGACCGGGGCAAUUAUACUUGUGUGGUAGAAAAUGAGCAUGGCACUAUUACUCACAGUUACCUCCUAGAUGUUCUCGAACGGUCUCCACACAGGCCAAUCUUGCAGGCUGGCUUACCUUCGAACACAACUGCCUUGAUUGGUACAGAUGUGGAGUUCUACUGCAAAGUGUACAGUGAUGCUCAACCCCAUAUUCAGUGGCUUAAGCACAUUGAGGUGAAUGGUAGCAGGUACGGACCUGAAGGGGAGCCAUAUGUCCAGGUAUUGAAGACUGCAGAUAUCAACAGCUCUGAGCUGGAAGUGCUUUACCUUCGAAAUGUUUCGUAUGAAGAUGCAGGAGAGUACACCUGCCUAGCUGGUAACUCCAUUGGCAUCUCUUACCAAUCAGCUUGGCUUACAGUCCUUUCAGAGGAAGAUUUGGUAGAAGAAACCCAGUCAUCUGAGAUUAAGUACACAGAUAUUGUUAUCUACGCUUCUGGUUCUUUGGCAUUUGUCAUGAUGAUUGCUAUUGGAAUCCUGUGCAGGCUGCAGUCCAGGGCACGCUACAACAAAGAACGAUUAGACAGUCUACCAGUUCAAAAGGUUUCCAGAUUUCCUCUCAGAAGACAGGUUUCUUUGGAGUCCAAUUCCUCUGGGAAAUCCAGUGCUUCCCUAGUCAGGGUGGCUCGACUUUCUUCCAGCUGUACCCCGACAUUGGCAGGAGUCAUGGAAUUUGAACUACCAUUGGACCCAAAAUGGGAGUUUCCCAGGGACAGGCUUGUUUUGGGAAAACCACUUGGCGAAGGUUGUUUUGGCCAAGUAGUCAGAGCCGAAGCUUAUGGCAUCGACAAGGAGAGACUUGAUGGCGGUACAACAGUAGCAGUGAAAAUGUUGAAAGAUAAUGCUACAGACAAGGACUUGUCAGACCUUAUCUCAGAAAUGGAACUGAUGAAAGUGAUGGACAAGCAAAAAAACAUAAUUAAUCUGUUGGGGGUGUGCACACAGGAUGGUCCCUUGUAUGUGAUUGUGGAGUAUGCAGCAAAGGGGAAUCUACGCGAGUUUCUUCGGGCACGACGUCCUCCUAGCAUGGAUUACACAUUUGAUGUCACUAAAGUACCAGAAGAGCAGCUAACCUUUAAAGAUCUAGUGUCCUGUGCUUAUCAGGUUGCACGGGGCAUGAACUAUCUGGCUUCUAAACGGUGUAUCCAUCGAGAUUUGGCAGCCAGAAAUGUGCUAGUAACAGCAGAUAAUGUGAUGAAAAUUGCUGAUUUCGGUCUGGCCCGUGGUGUGAACAACAUUGACUACUACAAGAAAACAACCAAUGGACGCCUGCCUGUGAAGUGGAUGGCACCAGAGGCCUUGUUUGACAGAAUCUAUACCCACCAGAGUGAUGUGUGGUCUUUUGGUGUCUUGAUGUGGGAGAUCUUUACCCUUGGUGGAUCGCCAUAUCCAGGUAUCCCAGUGGAGGAGCUGUUUAAACUGCUGAAGGAAGGUCACCGUAUGGACAAGCCUUCAAACUGCACACACGAGCUGUAUGUUGUGAUGCGGGAGUGCUGGCAUGGUGUACCAUCUCAGAGGCCCACCUUCAAGCAAUUAGUAGAGCAGCUUGACAGGGUGUUGGCAGCAAUUUCGGAGGAGUACUUGGAUCUGUCCACACCUUUUGAGCAGUACUCGCCUUCCUGUGAAGAUACAACCAGCACAUGUUCAUCUGAUGAUUCUGUUUUUACACAUGAACCACUGCUGCCUGACCCUUGUCUUUAUGAUGGACACAAAAUUGAAUCAAGAGUAAUGACAUGAGUGGCAAUCCAAAUGGCCAGCUGAAUUUGACACUUUGGUGCUUUUGAUACUGUGCCAUGACUGCUAGAACCAUGGAAUGGAGGGAACUUGCAGAAUGCUGAAAUUUCCCUUCUGUACCUUCGCACUAUGAACUUGCCUUAAUGUUACACACAGUGUUCUACCGGGUGUUUUUGCGUGACUUUUCCCCACUUUUCAGCAGGACUCCUCCCAUUGCUGUCUGGUGUGACCAUUUUAAUGACUGGGUCAUGUGGAAAUGCAAAAGAAAUAUUUUAUGCUUUUAGGAAGAACAUCUUGAGAGUGGGCCUUCAGCCAUUUUUAGUCAAGACUUUGGUGAAGAUCCUUCCAUUUUUGGCAUGUCUGUGGCUGAAAGAAAACUAAAGAAGUGGACCCAGAAGAAACAUUUUGAUGUCAAAACAGUUUACGAAGUUCUUAAUUGGAGUGAAGCAUCUGAACAGUGUGCUUUGGGAGAGGGGGGCUUAUAAAGUCUUUUUUUU